GCAUGGGCUAAGAACAACUCGAUGCCUUCCGUUUCCGAAGAGCAGCCCACGCUGCACGACGCGUUAGAAUCGUUGCAUGAAGCUUCGUUGACACCAGCAAAGCAACGAUCUGUCAAAGUAUCUGGCGUGGUUGAUGUCAUCUGCCGACAUGCAUUUGAUGAUGGACUCGAUCAGGAAGCUCUUCGAAUAAUCAUACAGAUCGCGUCUGUCAAGACAAAUUUAGACCAGACUAGUGUAACCACACUCAUCAAGAACUUGUAUCCUGCUCAGCGAGUACCCGGCGAUGUAGUCGUCACUGUUGUGGGAGCUCUCGGUCAGGGUCGAGGCAAGCCUACACCAGGUACUCAAGACAGCCUCGUGAAGUGGCUUACGAUUAUCCAUGAGAUCGUUGAGAACCCUAGCAUCCUAUCUCGUCUGUAUGGUGUGCUAUUUGGUAUGUUGGAUAUGAUCAGUAUCAGAACCUCAUUGUGCCAUCUGCUUUCCUUGAUAACCCGCAGAAAGCAUGUAAAGCCAUUCAGAAUGCAGCAGCUACUUGAGCUCUCUCGCGGUCUUGGCAACGAACCUGCACUUCAAGGCCUUCUCCGCGUUUACAAGGAUUAUUACCCCGAUAUUAUCCUUGGAAGUACAUCCUUGAGCCGGAAGUCGUUUGCUCCGCAACCUGAUGCGGAAUGGCAAACGAAGAUAUCGGCCAUUCAAGAGGCGAUUACUAUAGCGAACGACUCCACACUGGACCGGCAUAACGGCUUCAAGGUCCUACGGAGAGGACCAAAAAGGAGCAAGGUGUCGGCUAUCCCCGAUGUGCAUACGUAUCAUGCUACUGAGAAUUCUGUGACCCUUGAAGGAAUCGACAGUGUGGAGGAUUUUGUGGAAAAGCUCGACCGAAUAGAGCCACCUGGACAGUUGAUCUCUUUUCUCACAGACCCACUUCUACAAAAGUACGUAGACCUGAGGCCAUCACCAAUCAUAUCUUCCCGGAUAGAUUUGUGGCUUGCGACAUGUCUCGAGGACCAAUACGAGAUUGCAAGACAGGGGACUGGAGACUCCCGGUACUUGUCUGAGGUGCUCGAUGGACUGCUCAAGCAUGCCCAAUACACCAAGACACUGCAUCCCGCCGUGCUUGCAUUUCUCCAACAGUACCUCGGGAUCUGGAACGGUCGGGACCACGUCAAUACUCUUUUGGGUUUACUUGUUUACAUCCCAUUUGAGUCCUUCGAAGACGCAUACUCUACCUAUCUGGUUUCUUUGGAGCAGGCUCUGGUUACCCAAGGCCCCUCAUCUUGUGAGAAGCUUGUCAAUUUCUACAGUUCUCUCCUCCGACAUCAGACAUCCAGCAGCUCUCCAGAUCAGCGGGCGCUAAAGGACUUCACGACACACAUCGCAACCUUUUCGACCUCGAUCAUAUUGACGUUACCAGCAAAUUCAGGCAGCAGCCUCAUUUCCUCCAUCCUCUCCUUCUACGAACUCCUCUCUACAUGCUCAAAACCAUAUGUAAUCCCCAUUACUCUCCCUCCAAUGCAUCUAGUCUACCUUUUAGUUCAAGAUGCACCGCCAGCUACACUAUCACGAACCUGUGGGAUCAUAGGAAGCUACAAGCUAGCGUUCGACCAACACCCAAAGCCCGUCAAAAACUACUACUCCACUGCGGUCACCGACGCGCUCAACUGGUGCCUCCGCGACAUCUACAACUUUAUCUGGGUGUCUCGCGCUCUCGUUGUAUCCGACCAAAAAGCAGUUGGCUUGUACUGUCAACCUUCUUUACGCUCUGCUCUAAAUGAUUACCUGAGCAGUCUUAGCCGCGAGUAUGGCAUCGGUGCCGCUCUCGCUCUCUCCAAUAACCCAGCUCUCGCUUCGUUGUCUGCAGCAGCGUGGCGCACUAUCGAAGAGCGGAAUAUUGAGCAAGAGAAUCUUGAUAUAACGAGCACCCGGCGUCAUCAAGGCCCUGUAAGCCAGCAGAGCUUGCACGUAUUGAAGAGGCAAGGAGGAGUGAGCGUGGAUUGGGAUGGCCCGUUGGGGUACAAAGUUUUCGUUCUGCAAUGGCUUGAGGAGAGAGGCAUGGGUGGCAUCAAAGAGCUCAUGUUCGCCACAGUCACGGAUCUAAAGGGCAAAAUCCGCGCAAUGAAGUUCGGAACUACGCUGCGCAAAAGCGUGUAUCCGCCAUGGAAGGGCAAAUACAUCGACUACGACAAGCUAAAGAAGCUGCUCAAGGAUAGUGACGAGGAAGAGACGUGGACGGCCGACGACGAGCAGGCGUUUGUCGACGAGCUCGCCAACGUGCAGCUAGAGAACGUACACAACUUCAUCCAAGAGGUUUCGCAGAAGCUGCGCGACCGGACGUCAGCAUGCGAGAAGAAGCUAGAGCCAUUGGCUGUAGGCAUCCCAUCUGAAGACCAGGGAGAGGAGAAGAAGAAGAAGGACGAGGCCGGUGAGGGCGAAGCGUCGAAGAAGUCGGAGCUUGGCCAAGAGGAGAGGGAGAAGCUGCUGAACGAGGUGCUGGCGGAGCUCGACGAUAUCACCAAGGAGACCAAGGAGUUGGAAGGUUUUAGCAGGAUCAACUUCACCGCCGUCAUCAAGGCGACCAAGAAGCACGACAAGCUCCGUGGCCAGUCGUACCGUCUGCGGCCAUUCAUCGAUGCCCGCAUUGCCGAGCAGCCGCUGCAGACUGAGGAUGCAUCUCCGCUGUUGUACCGGCUGUCUGCGCUGUACUCGUUUGUCCGCCAGAGCUUGGAGGGCAAGCCUAAGGAAGCACUUUCCUUUGCCGAGGGCAGCUCGGGCGGCGAGAGCUUUGUCUCACACAAAUUCUGGGUUCACAUGGACAACCUCUUCGAAGUCAAAACCGUUAUCCUCCGCCGUCUUCCCGUCCUCGUCUAUAACUCACAGACGUCUAAGGUCGCCGACAGUACGCAGCGCGAUCCCACCAUCACGUCAAUCUACUUUGACAAUCCCAACUUCUCGCUGUACACGGACAAGGUCAACGGCAAGCCCGACGCUGCCUCGUUGCGCCUGAGGUGGUAUGGUCAGUUGGGCGAGAAGCCAGAGAUUGUCUUCGAAAAGAAGGUCAUCAAGGAGGGUAAUGCCAGCGAGGAAGUACGGUUCCCUAUCAAAGGCAAGUACGUGCAGGCUUUCCUCGAGGACAAGUAUCAUAUGGAGAAGAGCAUCGAAAAGCUCGAGUACCGGCCCAACAAGGAUCAGAAUCAGGUGGACAAAUUCAAGAAGGCCGUCCAGGACAUUCAGAGCUUCGUCAAGGAGAAGAGCCUGCAGCCUGUUCUACGGGCCAACUACACCCGUACAGCGUUCCAGAUUCCCGGCGACGACCGCGUCCGCAUCUCGCUCGACACAAAUCUCGCCCUGAUUCGCGAAGACGCCUUGGACAUGGACCGACCGUGUCGCGACCCCGACGAUUGGCACAGGCGUGAUAUUGAUAGCGGCAAAAUGGAAUUCCCAUUCAAGGCUAUCAAGAAGGGGGAGGUUAACAAGUUCCCUUACGCGCUGCUGGAGAUCAAGGUCAAGGGGGUCAACAAGUACGAGUGGGUCGAGGAUUUGAUGAACUCGCACCUUGUUCAAGAGUCGCCGCGCUUCUCCAAAUUCGUUCAAGGUGUUGCAAAGCUCUUCGAAGACAACGUCAAUACGUUCCCCUUCUGGCUCAGCCAAGUCGAUAAUGACAUCAGGAAAGAGCCCUCAAAAGCCAUUGCCGACGAGGAAGAACGCAAGCGCCGCGCCGCUGAGAACGAUGUCGCAGUUGGCUCCCUCUUUGGCGCGCGCGCAAGCCCCAGCUACCGUUCUUCGGUUAUCGGCUCCCCUGCCGUGUCGCGCUCCGCUCCGAAGAGAAGUGCCAGUGCUGCUAUCGCCAACAGCGGCGGCGGAACUGCGCAAUCUAUGCCCCGCGCUCCCAUCAACAUUGGCUCUCUGCAAUCGAACAACAAUGACCGCACGAACGAGGAACUAGACUCAGACGAAGAUGACAUACCCGAGGCCCUCAACGGCAAACGUACCGGUCUCGCCUCUCUCUUCCCUUCCUUCUCCACAUCCAAAUAUGCCCGCAAACAACAGCGUCGCAUCCAACUGCCGCCCGGUAUUCGCGACCCUGGCGUCUGGAUCAAAGAUCAGGGUCCUGUGCGUGUCGAAGCAAAGGUUUGGCUUGCGAAUCAGCGCACGUUCAUCAAAUGGCAGCAUGUUAGUGUGUUGCUAGCUUCCUUGUCACUCGGUCUAUACAACGCGGCAGGUGAGGGCAAUAACAUUGCGAGAGCCUUGGCAGUGGUGUACACAUCCAUCGCGGCGUUCACACUCGCGUGGGGGUAUGGAAUGUACAUGUGGAGGAACAAGCUAAUCCGGGAGAGGAGCGGCAAGGACUUCGACGGGCUGACGGGACCGCUGGUUGUUUGUGUCGGGUUGGCUGUUGCGCUUUGUUUGAACUUUGGAUUCAAGUAUCGAGCGCUUAUGAACGAGAAGGAUCACCAUCAUGGGCACGCGAAUGCAUCGUUUGGGGAGCAGACGGAGCUCCGCGUUUAGACAGACGUGAGGAUCUGGGGGUUAAAAAGGUUGAAAGGGCCGUCGAUAUUGUUCCGCUGUGGUUUACGCUUCUUACAUAAUUGGAAAGGCUCACUGUACAUAGGGACUUGAGUCGGUAUUUGUAGUGUAUACGAGUUUUGUUAGCACUCAUUCUUUGUUCUCAGUGAGUGUUUUUCGGUCUCUGAAUGGUCAUGUUGUUAUGGAACGGGAGUACUUGAAUGUAAUAACGUCCUUGUGCAUAUGUUUCUACAGUGGU
This is a messenger RNA of Dothidotthia symphoricarpi CBS 119687, 4762 nucleotides long. Its product is annotated as Mis6-domain-containing protein. Gene Ontology annotation, cellular component: kinetochore; fungal-type vacuole membrane; vacuolar transporter chaperone complex. The coding region runs from base 22 to 4506 and encodes 1494 amino acids. NCBI's taxonomy places the organism in Eukaryota, Fungi, Ascomycota, Dothideomycetes, Pleosporales, Dothidotthiaceae. The record is from RefSeq and is a predicted model, not a curated record. The transcript is spliced from 11 exons.